Messenger RNA from Hydra vulgaris (swiftwater hydra), 3150 nucleotides. NCBI's taxonomy places the organism in Eukaryota, Metazoa, Cnidaria, Hydrozoa, Anthoathecata, Hydridae. The record is from RefSeq and is a predicted model, not a curated record.
UUUAAUGUUUAUAUUAUUUUAGUCUAAUAAUAUUAUUAUUAGUAAUAUGUCAACCAUCACAAGAUAUCAAAUUCAUCAAUUCAUAAGACAGCAUGGUUUAUCUAUGUCUAAUGAAAAAGACAAACUUUAUGUUUACAAUUUUAUUCGUGAAUACUGUUCUGAAUUUGAUGCUCAGUUUGUAACCUUUUUGUCCAAGCAUCGUAAACGUUGGUCUUUAAGUAAAAGAAUUGAUGAAAACUUUAUGAAACAUAAUUCAGUAUGGCUUCAAAAAGACUUUAUUAAGUCAUUUAAAAAUCAGGAUAAUAAAACUAAAUCUAUAGUUAGUGGUUGACCUGUAAAAUUAUUUGAUGAUUCAUCAAAUAAGACAAAGAGUCGUAAAGUAGCAGCUAUGGACUUAUUAACUUGUUCAUCAAAUGAACUGUUGUAUGCUAGUAGUUGUAAUCUUUUUAAAGAUAGCAGAAGAAAGGAUGCAAAAGUAGUUCGAAGUUUAUCUAUUAAGCAACCUUUUGAUACAGAACAUACUCAAAACACUCUAAAUGAAGCUCUAGCACUCAUAUUAGAUAUUGAUAUGAGCAAAUCUGAUUACCAACGCUUGAGAAAUAAUGCUUUGAGCAAAGGUUGUAAUCUCUAUCCUGCUUACAAUGAUGUUCGUGCUGCUAAAGAACAGUGUCUUCCUGAAAAAACAUUAUGGACUGUAAAUGAUUUUUCAGCAGAAAUAAACUUUCAAGCAUUAGUCGAUCAUACAGCAAUACGCCUAAUACAGUUGCAGAAACAAGUUAUUGAUUCAAUGAAUGAUCUUGAAAGGUUGACUUUAUAUUCUAAAGUUGGGUUUGAUGGAUCAACUAGCCAAAGGAUUUAUAAUCAAGUAACAGUUGAGAAAGAAAACAGAGAUCUUUUAGAAGAAGCUAGUUUGUUGAUUUCUUGUUUUGUUCCACUUCAGUUGUUUGGAUUCAUUAAUGAUAAAAAAAUAGUAAUUUGGUCUAAUCCACAUCCAUCUUCAACUUUAUAUUGCAGACCAAUAAGAUUUUCAUUUAAAAAAGAAACCAUUGAAGUUUUGAAACAAGAGAAUCAGUUUAUUAACAAUUCAAUUGCAAAAUUGUCUUUAACAUUUUGUGAAAACUUAACAAUACUUCAUAAAAUUGAAAUAACGAUGGUGGACGGCAAAGUUGCUACAGCAUUAUCUACAGCAACUACAUCUUCUCAGUGUUGUUCUGUUUGUGGAUGUAGCCCAAAAAAAAUGAAUGAUCUUAAUGCAGCUAAAAAUAUGCCAUUGACAGAGAUAGGUCUCUGCUUCGGUCUUUCAACUCUCCAUGCUUGGAUUAAAAGCAUGGAGUGUCUUCUUAAAAUUAGUUAUAAAUUGACAGUGAAAAAGUGGGCUACAAGAACUAUAUCUGAAAAGAAAAUUAUUCAAGAAUGAAAACAGAAAAUCCAGAUAAGGUUUUGUGAUGAAGUUGGACUGAUAAUUGAUAUGCCAACAUCUGGUGGCUCUGGGUCUUCAAAUAAUGGAAACACUGCUAGAAAAUUUUUUCAGAAUGCAGAGAAGUCUGCUCAAAUUCUUGAACUUGAUGUCAGUAUGAUAAAGAUGUUGCAUGUGAUUUUGUGUACAUUGUCAUCUAACUUUCUAAUUGAUUCUUCACUAUUUAGAGAAUACUGCUACAAAACAGCUGAGAAGUAUGUAAUCUUUUAUCCAUGGUAUCAUAUGCCACAGAGUCUGCAUCACAUUCUUAUUCAUGGUUGGCAAGUUGUAGAGAGAAUGGCUUUGCCUAUUGGCAUGCUCAGCGAAGAGGCACAAGAAGCUCAAAAUAAAAAUUUUAAGAAAUUUCGAGAAUCAUUUUCUAGAAAGUGUUCGCGUUCCAAAACAAACGAAGAUUUAUUAAGGCGACUAAUGUGUUCUUCUGACCCUUUGAUAAGUAGUUUGAGAAAACCCCAUCAUCCUAAGAAAAACGCUCUUCCAAAUGGAGUUUUUGAUCUUCUUAAAGAGGUUCCAAUUUUUGACUAAGUGUCAAUGACAUAGUUUUGAUUUUCGUUGGUGUUUAAGAUGGUGUUUACUUUAUAAGUAUUUAAUAUUUACAUAAUAAAAUAAUGAAUAUAAAAGUUUGUUUUCUUAUAUAUUCGUUAUAAAAUUUUUUGUAUCUCUAAUUGCAUAAAAACUUGCUUAUUUUUAUAUGGUUGCUAAGGGUAUCUAAACUACACAGUUAAAAUUUAAUUAACUGUUCCUGUAAACCUUUAUAGUUAAGAGUGUUUUAAAAGUUUUUAUUUCAUUUUUUAAAGAAAUUUUGAAUUAAGAAAAAGUUUCAAAAAAAAUUACCAACUGGUUUCUAAGAGCACAUAACAGCAUAGUAACACCAAAAAUUGAUAAUUUUUUGUUUGUGUUAUCAUUCAAAUACAUAAAAUAGCAAUGUAGCAUUAAUAUCAGUUUAGUUUAUAACUUUGAUAUUUUGAGAAAGUCUUUUUAUUUAGGUAACUAUGCAAAAUGCCUGUUGACAUGAAAUAUAGGUAUCCAUGGCAACCAAAUAAACAAUCUAAUGGUGCCAUUAGAUUUGUUAUAUGAAAUAUACUCAAGCUGCUAAUUAUGGGAAAAACCUGAUAAAUAUUUUAAAAGUUAUUAAUUUUGUCCAGCUAAUAAUGAUUUUGGCCCACUGCGAAAAAAAAUCAGAAAAAUUACCAAAAUUGCUUAAUCUGCGCAUGCUUAUCGACGAAAAAAUUCGUUUCGCGCGAAUAUUUUGUCUUGUGGAAAACGGCCUUAAAGAAGAAAAACGAAGAUUGAAGAGUGAAAGAUAGAAGUAGUCGAGUUAGAAAGAUAGCAUAGAGAAACUGGACAAGAUUGCACACGAUAUUGGAAGAUUUUUAAAGCAAUACAAGAUUGAAUUUAGCAUAAGGCUAAAUUUCUGCUUUGGAGACAAAAAAGGAAGACAGCGAAAAUGACCAGUCAAAAUAAAGAUUGAAGAGACAAAAAAUUGUGUAUAUCUUGGUGUAGAUGAUUUAUCCUCAUUUUCUUAUAAUAAAACAAAAAAUAUUAUUAAACUUAUGGAUUUACUUGUAACUCCAAAAUCUUUACAGAAGUUUAAUGUUUGCUCUGAGAAGUUGAAUGAACAAAAUUAUUAAAUGUGUUCAUUCUUAGUCGUCAUUGAAGUACAACUUGGUAAACUA